AUGAAAAGAAGACAAAUCACCAAGCCGACAAGAUAGACUUAGAUUUAAUUCCCUCAAGUCAAAGGGCACCUAGAUGCCUUGCCAAAUAGGGAUGAACUACAAAAGAAAUUGGAAACUCCUGAGAGUUAUAGCAAUUAAUAAAGUGGCGCCAAAGAGUAAGGAACUCCUUACAGAUCGGUGACUAGAAUCAAAUCAUUGCUUAAAUAAUCACCAGGUUACUUAGUCCAGCACGGACUUGUGAAACCUGCAGCUGAGCAGUCACCAUCGUCCAAAUUUUUCAUGCAAUUAGAGAGGCAAAAUUAAUCAAAACCCUCUUCAGCAACAACAGCUUGUACUUAUGCCCCCAAUGAACUUUCCACCUACAAGAAUGAUAUGUCUCAGUGUUCCAGAGCUGCUAAAUAGCAGAGAUCUGAUAAGAAGAAUAAUUCAAGUCAAAAAAAGUUGCUCGGACAAAAGAGAUAAGCACAAACCAAAACUGAGGUGAUGGAAUACUUCACAAGAUUAUAAUCAACAGUUGCCAAGUUUGUUGCUAAGAAUUUGAAACUAACUGAUAAGAAGACAGGAUAGACUCUAGAAUUUUCACUUUACUAAGAAAAUCAAAUUGAAGGAUUUAAGAAAUGUGCUAUAAUCACUGAUUACGACAUGUCUAGACUGGAAGUGGAGUAUGACUAUGAUACUGAAGAUGAACAAUUGAUCUAUUCCAAGGAAAUGUUAAAGAGAGACCUCCUUCAAGCAAUUGAAUUUUAUAUCAGAGAAGAUCCAUUUAAGCUUGUAGAAAAUAUUUGCCUUUGA
Molecule: messenger RNA, 792 nt
Organism: Stylonychia lemnae
Lineage: Eukaryota; Ciliophora; Spirotrichea; Sporadotrichida; Oxytrichidae
Source: the annotation of a GenBank genome assembly